AUGGACAGGACUCGAUGGCUGGAGCUCGUGCGUAGCUGCCGGAGCCUGAGCGACGCGCGAUUGAUCCACUCCCGCAUGGAUCCCGCGCUAAUCGACGAUGUCUUCGUGUGUAACAAGCUGAUCGAGAUGUAUGGGCGGUGCGGGAGCCCCAAUCUUGCGUUCCAGCUCUUUUGCGGCAUGGCUGCCGCGACGAGGGAUUCUUUCUCUUGGGUUCUCAUGCUCUGCGCGUACUCCCGCAAUGGAUUUGUGCGGCAAGCCAAGCAGGUCUUCGAUUCCAUGCCGCGAUGGAAUCUAAUCGCCUGGAAUGCGAUGCUCGACGCAUUUGCCCAACAAGGGAAUCUUUGCGAGUGCCAGAGGAUAUUCCAUGCGAUGCCGCGUAGAGACGUCUUCUCUUGGACCACCAUGAUCUUUGCCUGCGCCACUGAAGGGAGGGUGGAUUAUGCGGCGUAUCUUUUCGACGCGAUGCCGCUUCACAACGUUGUGUGCUGCAAUGCGAUGAUCCUGGCAUAUACCCGGCAAGGGAAUCUGGGCGAGGCCCACAGGAUAUUUGGACGGAUAGACGGCCCGGAUUUAUUCUCGUGGAACACGAUUUUGUCUGGCUACGCGCGCAAGGAUCAAGUGGUAGAAGUGGAGUCACUGUUUGAGUCGAUGCCAUUGUGGAAUAUUAUCUCGUGGAAUGUGCUGCUCUCGGCUUAUGCUCAAAGCGGGCAUAUACUUCUCGCGAAGGUGAUAUUUAGUAAGAUGCCUGUGAGAGAUACCGUGUCAUUUACUUGUAUGUUGUGUGCCUUCUCGCUAGUCGGAGAUUUUGAGCAAACAAAGCAAGUUUAUGAUAGUAUGCCUUGGCAGGAUUUAAUCACAGCGAGUGCAAUGCUAGCCGCUUAUGCGCAACACGGGUAUCUAGAGGCAGCAAGACUCUUGUUUUGUAGCUUGCCCUUUGUAAAUAUCAUUAUUUGGAAUACAAUGAUAGCUGCAAUUCUACAAGCUUUCAACUUGGAGGAAGCUAAAAUACUGUACAAAUGUAUGCCGUAUAAGAACGUAGUGUCGUGUAAUACGAUGCUCUUUGCAUUUGCCCAAAGCGGGGAUCUGUACGAAGCUAAGACGUUAUACGAUAGCAUGCCACAUCAUACUAUACUCUCGCACAACGCUAUGCUUAGUGCUUACGCUAAUGUGGAGGACUUGCACGGAGCUUUGGGAAUCUUUAAGUCCAUGUCAGCAAAGGAUCUGGUGACGUGGAAUUCCACGCUAGCGGCAUUUGCCGGAACUGGGCAUUUGGAGGAGGCCAAGAAGCUGUUCGAUUGCGACAUGGCACAGCACGACGUGGUGUCUUGGAACGCUAUGCUGGAAGCUUAUGCACGCUGUGGACUCGUGGACGAGGCUAGAAAGUUCUACCUUAGAUUUCCUCAGCGGAAUGUAGUUACAGGGAACGUCAUGCUUGCUGCGUACACGCUAAACGGGUGCAUUUUCGAAGGAAAGGAGUUUUUCAACUCCAUGCCACAAAAGAACGUCGUCUCCUGGACGUGCGCGAUCCAACACGGGCUCGUGAAAGACGCCAGGAAGAUCUUCAAAGAGAUGCCGGAACGAAACGUAGUGUCUUGCAAUGCGGUGCUUGCAGCGUCAGCUCAAAGCAGGCAACACUGCAAUCAGACUUUCGAAACUUUCCACGGGAUGAAGAUGGUUUUUGCCCCGGACGAUGCGUGCUUCGCGUCGGUGUUGGUCGCUUCCAGCCACCAGGGCGAUCUCGGCAGUGGAAGAUCAUACUUCCAGUCGAUGAGCGUGGACUUUGGGAUUCAGCCCUCGAAGCAGCACUACCGAUGCAUGGUGGACUUGCUCGCUCGUGCCGGGCGCCUUACCAAGGCCGGGGAGCUCGUCGAAACCAUGCCUUUCGAGGCCGAUGGCUUGGACUGGAUGUGCUUGCUUGGAGCGUCAAGGAGUCAUAGCAGCAUCCAUGGCGGCCUUGGUGCUACCAGGCAAAUCCUGGGGAUGGAUCCGGGGUAUGGAGCAGCAUACGUUCUGCUCGCUAACUUGCACUGCUCGAACACUGGCGGUUUCCAUGGCGGAUUUAGCAAAACGGAGAGCUUGUUUAGUUUGUAA
This is a messenger RNA of Selaginella moellendorffii, 2091 nucleotides long. Its product is annotated as pentatricopeptide repeat-containing protein At4g02750-like. Gene Ontology annotation, molecular function: protein binding; RNA binding. Gene Ontology annotation, biological process: RNA modification. Bases 1 to 2091 code for a protein of 696 amino acids. Lineage: Eukaryota; Viridiplantae; Streptophyta; Lycopodiopsida; Selaginellales; Selaginellaceae. The transcript has a single exon. The record is from RefSeq and is a predicted model, not a curated record.